UUUCCUCGGAUAACUAAAUCCGAAUUGGAGCAAUAUCGCUUGAAAGUGUCCGUAUGGCACAAAGAUCUCCUCACUCAGAAUUCCCUCAUCGGCGAGACGAUGAUAUCGUUACGGGACCACGACUGGGAUUCCCCCGGUCCCCGAUGGUAUCAGUUGGAGGCGAAGUCGGUUGGAAAUCCCACCGGAUCCGUAUCCAUGGAAAACGGCCACUGCGAACGUUCACAUUCGCUUGACCUUCUCGCUAUGGGACCGGGAACGCCGGAUCGGUCCCCUCUCACUGCUGUUACGAGACGCGCACUUUUCCGAAAUGCCUCAAAUUCUAGCAGCACAUCGUCACGCAAUUCUCGUGGCGUCCGC
This is a messenger RNA of Ostertagia ostertagi, 357 nucleotides long. NCBI's taxonomy places the organism in Eukaryota, Metazoa, Nematoda, Chromadorea, Rhabditida, Trichostrongylidae. The record is from the annotation of a GenBank genome assembly.